AUCAGAAUGUUCUCCAAAGUGUUCCCUGUGUUGUGCUGCUGUCUCAGCUUCGUCGCAUCCAUCGAAGCAACGGAUCUGUUGGCAGGCGAUAUUUGUCGCAUCAAUGGUAAGAUUGGUCGCUGCGUGCCGUUUACGGAGAAUGCCGAAUAUCAGCAGCUGUUUCGGAAGCGUGGUCGUACUGCGGCAGAAGAUUUGCACCUCGAGAAGCACAUCUGUGAUCGGAGACAGCGGUUAACCUGUCGCCUCGGUACGGUCAAUGAUGAGCUGUGUGGGAUCCAGAUGGAUAACCGGAUCGUUGGUGGGAGCCGCGCUUUCCUCGAUCAGUUCCCGUGGAUGGCAUUGAUGCAGUACCAGGAUCAUCGGAAGGGCCGUAAAUUGUUCGCUUGUGGUGGUGUCCUGUUGAACCGCAAGUUUGUCCUUUCGGCGGCUCACUGUUUUGUGCGACUUCAGGCGGGCAUGGAGUUUAUCAAGGUGCGAAUUGGUGAGUGGGACACACAAUCGGAGAUCGAUUGUGAGGAGGAUGGCGGUGAGACGUACUGUGCGCCAGCUGUGCAGGACUUUGGCUACGAGCGGCUGAUCGUGCAUGAGCGAUAUACCGGCAACUACGCAGAUCGAGCCAACGAUAUUGCGUUGAUUAAGCUCAAAGGUACCGUCGAGUACAAUGAGUACGUGAGGCCUAUCUGUCUACCGGAACCGACGACCGAAGACAAGGAGAAGCUGUAUAUUGGAAACGUUUGGGCUGCUGGAUGGGGUCGCACCGAGACGAGUACUGGAAGUCCGUACAAAUUGGUUGCUCCAUUGAGCUACUACGAUCAAAAGCGAUGUGAUGCAUCUUAUCGGAGUAGAGUGAGGAUCCCGGUGACCGAGACGCAGUUCUGUGCGAUGGGCAAUCAUGGGAGGGAUACCUGUAAUGGAGAUUCCGGUGGACCACUGAUGAAAUGGCUUCAAACGAGGUACUACGUCACUGGUGUUGUGAGCUUUGGGCCGCAAAGAUGUGGCAACGAAGUGCCGGCGGUCUAUACGAAGGUGGAUUCGUUCUUUGAUUGGAUUGUCGGCCAUAUGGUGCUGCAUGAGGAUAGUUUUUAGAGUUUAAGCAGAGUUUAGUUAGCUUCCAGAAGCUGUUUAUUUGUGUAUAAGAACAAUAAAUUUUACUUCGA
Molecule: messenger RNA, 1157 nt
Organism: Anopheles aquasalis
Lineage: Eukaryota; Metazoa; Arthropoda; Insecta; Diptera; Culicidae
Product: CLIP domain-containing serine protease 14D-like
Biological process (GO): proteolysis
Molecular function (GO): serine-type endopeptidase activity
Source: RefSeq, a predicted model, not a curated record